Messenger RNA from Passer montanus (Eurasian tree sparrow), 900 nucleotides. Its product is annotated as estradiol 17-beta-dehydrogenase 11-like. Gene Ontology annotation, molecular function: oxidoreductase activity, acting on the CH-OH group of donors, NAD or NADP as acceptor. Gene Ontology annotation, cellular component: lipid droplet. NCBI's taxonomy places the organism in Eukaryota, Metazoa, Chordata, Aves, Passeriformes, Passeridae. The annotation marks the transcript as partial. The record is from RefSeq and is a predicted model, not a curated record. The transcript has 3 exons.
ACUCAAUUUUGGGCUUUUGUUUUCUCUCCAAAAGGUGAAGAAGGAUAUUGGGGAUGUGACUAUCCUGGUGAACAAUGCUGGUGUGAUUACAGCUGCCGACUUCCUCUCGACUCAGGAGCACCAGAUAGAAAGGAUGUUUGAAGUCAACAUUCUGGGUCACAUGUGGACCACAAGAGCUUUCCUGCCAGUCAUGAUGAACAACAACUAUGGGCACAUUGUCACGGUGGCUUCAGCAGCAGGUCAUUUUGUGAUUCCUUACAUGGUGGUAUAUUGUUCCCCAUCAUUUAAGUUUCUAUCCCACUUUUCAUUUCAUGUUACUCUCUCUUCCAGGGUGUUUCCAGAACGUGCCCUGAACCUUCUGAAGAAGAUCUCUGAGGUCAAGUUUGAUGCCAUCAUUGGGCAGAGAAGCACCCAGUGAAAAGGAAGAAUUGAUUCUCAUUUCCCAGAGGCACCAAUGAAAAGAGAACAUGUGCUGAGUGUAUUUCAGCUGCCUUGAUUCAGAACAGAGCUCAGGCAGCUGCUUCCAGGCCACCAUUCCCAGGCACACCUAAGGGCUUCUCCCACACCUGCAGCUGGAACACACCUGCAUAACAGGGAGUGUUAGCAAAGCAGUGAUGCAGCUCUAGAAGGGCUGCUUUGAAUGUACAUCCCAUCACCUUUGUCUCAUUGUGCUGAGGCAGGCAGGAAUUCCCACAAAGGUGGAUAGCCUGUUUUCACCUCAGUUUAUAUCGUUGAAUUAUAAAAUGCUCUAAUGAACACUGAAUUUCCCAUAUUUUUGUAGGAAAUACCUGAAAUAAUACAGGUGUAUAUGUAGUAUACCUAAUUACAUAGAUUAUCAAUUAUACAUUUGCACCAUCAAUAUGCCUUUAUAUGAAUAAAUGCAGUUCUUUAACACAAGGA